Molecule: messenger RNA, 3144 nt
Organism: Cladocopium goreaui
Lineage: Eukaryota; Dinophyceae; Suessiales; Symbiodiniaceae
Source: the annotation of a GenBank genome assembly
AUGUGGGCCCUGGGAUGGCCCAUCGCUGUGAGCAUGUUUUGUCGUUUCGCCAUGUUCUCCAUGGACUCUGCCUGCGUGGGGCACUUGACGUCACGACCCUUGAUGGCAACGGAACUCCACGAGGGCGGCGGCGUGGGGUCGGACGUCUCGGAGCCGGCGGUGACGUAUCCCGUGCCCACCCUGCUGAGCGGUUACGAGAUGCCCAACGCUUAUCCCACCACCCUGGCCAUCACAUCGCUGGAGAGUCUACAAAACGGCACCGAGAUCUACACCUCACGACAAUAUUUGGCUGCCUCCAGUCUGUCUGAUAUGGUGACGAAUUUCUUGACCACACCGUUGCUGGCCAUGUGUUUCGGCCUCAACCCGCUGAUCGCCCAAUCCUAUGGCUCUGGAAACUUCCACAUGGUUGGUACGUGGCUCAAGCUGGCUCUCUUUUGCGUCACCUUGGGGACCAUUCCCUUCAUCACGGGUUUCUUUUUUGUGGAUCAGAUCUUAGGGGCCUUCCACUUCAAACCUGAGGUGUGUUUCCUCGCCGGGGUCUAUGCUCGGUACAAUGCCAUUUGGGUUAUUCCCAAUUCCUGGUAUGUGAGCAUGAGGGUCUACUUCCAGGCCCAAGGCAAGGCCCGGCCCGCCAUGUAUUUUGGCCUCAUUUUUCUGGUCGUCAACGCGUUGUUCUUAUGGCUCUUGGUCUUUGGAGGACCUCAAGGGACGCUCUUUCGCGUAGGCGGUUUGGGUUUCAUCGGUGCAGCAUUGAGCAUCAGCGCCUCGCGCAUUGCGCAGAGUUUCUUCUACUGGGUGUACAUGUUCUUGCUCAAGAAGGAGCAUCACAAGACAUGGCCUGGCAUGUCCUGUGACUUUCUCCAGAGGAAAUAUGUGAAGCCCUACUUCAACCAGGUGCUUCCUCAGGUCGCCACCAUGAUUCUUCAGUUUUUGAUCAGCCAAUCCACCACGCUCUUGGUCGGCACCUUGGGCGUGCUGCAAGUCGCUGCCAGCACUGCUGCUACAUCAGCUACCGUGCCCAUCACGAUUUGUUUGCUCAUCACGUUCUCCUCACUGACGGCCAUUCGCGUGGGCAUGAAGUUGGGACAAGGCCAUUCGCAGGACGCCUGCCGCACCGCAUGGCUAUGCCUUUUGUGUCAAGCUGCACUCACCGCCGUCUUUGGCGCCAUUGUGCUGCCGCUCCGUAAAGAGCUCAUGGCCUUUAUGACCAACGACCCCGUAGUUCAACAAUUGGCUUCGGAACUUUUGAUUCCAAUCGUGCUGAAUUUCCUCUUCGCCGGGGUCGUCAGCAGCGCCAACGGCGGCAUCUUGGCGUCCCAAGGACGGACCUCGCUGAGUGCCAAGAUGGUGAUGUUCUUCGAGCUGCCGUUUUUGCUCGGGAGCAUCUCAGUUUUAGUGUUGGUGUUCCGAGCAGAUGUGCACAUUGUCUACUGGGUGCAAGCACUGGUGACCCUCAUUGAAUGCUUUGUGAUUCUGAUCAUCGUCAAGCAGAGCGAUUGGCCAAAGUAUGCCGAGGAAGCCCGCGCGCGGAAUCGCCCUGCCACUGAGCCGGCGGAAGCUCAGGUAGAGACGCACUACCGGGAGAUGGACUCCAGUUUCUCUCCUCAGAUGCUGAUCCACCUCAGGCGACCAACACUUGUGUCACUUGAAGCACCCGCAGGUGGAUUGUCGAUCCUGACUUGGAAUUUGGCGGCCAUCAACAACAAUCCUUUUGAGUAUUGGAUCAGCCACUCUGAUGCAGCCUACGCCAAGCUGAUGGAUCAGGUGGAGGCGUUUAUCGAUGAUCCACAGGAUCGAGAUGUCCCGGUGGUGGAUGUGUUCACCCCGGAACUUUUUGCAGAGCUCAUACAGCAGAUGAAGGCCCUUGAAUGGCAAGGCCUUGAUUCUGUUGAAGAGAUGUGGAAGUCCAUCCAGCAGCGGAAAAUUGUCUCAGGGCUCCUCAAGGACAAAGACCUUGGAGCCAAGAGGCUGAUGUCGAUGCCAGAUCGCUUUACCAACACCAUCAACUUAGCUUCAGGUGCUAUGGCCUUCAGACCUACAGUGAUCAACCACUGUUCGAGCAAGCUCUCCUCAGUGGCGGAAUGGUGGCCGCAGUGGCGGCGCUUCAUGUUUGAGGAAGAGCUGGAGUUGAAAACUGGCAAGAACGGAGACACAAAGAGGAUCCGGCCCUGCCAGAUGCUUUCAACGAUCAAGAAGGCCAAAUAUCCGGCCAUCUCGGAGGUGGAAGAGGCGGUGUCUAUCCCUUUGCAGUGCCUUUGCCUAGCUCUUUUCGAUGCAGUGCUGGUGCACAUGCUGCAGGUGUUGUCUCCUGACGGCCACUGGCAAGACAUCAAAGCUUCCAUUUGUGAGGCGACCUUCAGAAAAAAGAACCGCUUGACUUUCAGGAUACUGCAAAGUUAUAGCGAGGCUACGGUGAUUUGCUUGCAGGAAGCAUCUGCAGCAUUCCUCUUCAGCCUCCGCAACAGCACCUUGACGCGGACGCAUCACGUGAUCGCGCCAAGCAAGAUUGACGAGCAGCGGGAUCAGAACUCCGCCAUUUUGCUCAGACGAGACGCCUUUCCCACGGGCUCCGAAGAGGAGUUGACGGACUCGGUGAUCUCCUGCUUGGAGGGUGUGGCUCUGGAGGCGGGUGACCUUAUAGCCAUUCGUGCCAGUCAUGCACCUUCAGGACGAAGUUUCCUGAUCGUUUCCUUCCAUGGCGAUACCAAUGGACAGGCCACUGCUCCAUUGAUGAGGGCUUUGCGGAAGGUUGCCAAGGGAGAGAUGCUGGUGGGGAUGGACGCGAACACAUACCUACAGGGCAACUCGACCUUCUAUGGCGUCCAGGACUUCCUGGAGGUGUGCAAAGGUCUGGGCUUGAGAAGUUGCUUUGAGGGAGACAUGGCCAAGUGUCUAACGACCUGCAAUGCUCGAACCUUUCUCCAGCCGCAGCUCAAUAAGGCGUGCAAAAGCACUGCGAAGCUCGAGAAAGGCGAUGUGAACCCCAAGGAUCACAUCGUGUUUGGUCUCAGCUGCUUUGAGCCCAUUCAAGUCAUGAAGGAUAAUACUGGAAAGGGCGAGUACAUUGAGGGGAUGUGUUUCCCAUCGCUGAGUUUUCCAUCGGAUCAUGGCCUUGUCUCUGCGGUUCUGAAGCCAUGCGCGUAG